UUGAGAAAGUGAAUGAUCGAGCAUGCGCAGUUGAGGUUUGUGACAUAUUGCAAGGAAGCAGAGAACAAGAGAGGCAGGCGAGGGAGAUGUUUUAAAUUUACUUGGAAAAACUAGGAAAAGGUGAGAUUCACUUGGAUCAAAGUAGUUUUAGCUACUGCUAAUACAGUGUUCUGGGUGGUGUUGGGAACACAGUGGGGGCAUCAUGAACUCCGAGACACAGGAAUCUGGAGGGGGCUCUGACCURGAGUCUGACUUCAACUGGGAUGAAUAUCUGGAGGAGAAUGGAGUAUUGGCGGUUCCACAUCACGCCUUCAAACAUGUGGACCGUAGCCUGCAGACAGGGCUGGCCCCAGGGAUGAUGCUGGAGGUGUCUGUGCGUUCGGAGCCUGACCAACCCUACUGGGUGGCUACCAUCAUCACUGCCUGUGGCCAACUGCUGCUGCUGCGCUAUGAGGGUUACCACGACGACCGACGAGCAGACUUCUGGUCUGACAUCAUGACCUCUGACCUCCACCCUCUGGGGUGGGGUAGGCAGCAGGGGCGACCAAUGAGACCACCCGAUGGUGUUUGUGAGAAACAUGGUGACUGGGAGGCUGUCCUAGAGGAGGCUCUGGCUCAGGGAGGGAGUGCACCAGCACACCUACUGCAGGGGGCUCAGACAGGGGGAGACCCAGCAGACCUGUUUCCCAUGGGGUGGUGUGUGGAGCUGCAGGACAGUGUGGACCCAGGGGUGGCCUGGGGGGCGCAGGUGGAGGACAACAUAGGGGGCCGUCUGUGUCUGCGCUACGCUGGGACAGAGGGGCUCACCCAGUCACUGGCCAGGCGAUGGCUAUUCUACCUGGACCCCCUCCUGCACCCACCUGGCUGGGCUGAGGAGAACAGCUGCUCUCUCACCCCACCUGCUGUGCUUCGUGGUUUGCGCAGUGAAGCAGAGUGGGAGGAGGUGAGAAAGACCAUCAGACAGCCUAAAGAAGAAUCCUUCAAUCAAGACUUCUUUAAGGACAGGCCAGUCCUCUCUCCUCACUGCUUCUCUGAGGGGAUGAAGUUGGAGGCGGUGAACCCCGCUGCCCCCUUCAACAUCAGCCCAGCUACUGUCACCAAGGUGUUGAGCGAACAGUACUUCCUGGUGCAGAUGGACAGCCUACAGGGAGACAGUGAGGGGGCGGGGCCUGGCUCAUCCUUCCUCUGUCACCAUGGAAGCACUGAAAUCUUCCCUGUCCAGUGGAGCCUUAAAAAUGGGGUACCCCUCAGUCCCCCUCCAGGUUACCAGGGUCAGGACUUUGACUGGGCGUAUUACCUGAAACAGUGUGGCGCAGAGGGAGCGCCAGAGAGCUGUUUUCCUGUGGAGCAGAGUGAUCAUGACUUUGUUGAGUUCAUGAGGCUGGAGGCGGUGAAUCCCAUCGCUCCUAAAUACAUCCACAUGGCAACUGUAACCAGGGUCAGAGGUCAGCACAUCUGGCUGGGUCUAGAAGGGUUGAAGCAGACUCUGCCUGACAUCAUCACGCAUGUGGACUCUCUGGACAUCUUUCCAGUCAGCUGGUGUGGGAGUAACGGCUACCCCCUCCAACACCCCUCCAACGCUACAGCUCCGAGGAAGAGCUGUGUGGCCGUGGUGCAACCAGAGAAGCAAUCUCAACUUAAAGCCACGCCCCAUGCAGCGAGGCAGCAGGAUCUGAGCCAAUCAGAGAGCGCUCAGGGGAACGGAAAGUACAGCUGCCCAAAGAUCUUCUUCAACCACCUCUGUUUCUCUGGCCCCUACCUGAACAAGGGCCGCAUCGCAGAGCUGCCCCAGAGCAUAGGCCCCGGCAACUGUGUCCUGGUGCUGAAAGAGGUGUUGACGCUGCUGAUCAGCUCGGCCUACAAGCCCAGCCGGGUGCUGAGGGAGCUGCAGCAGGACCCAGAGCUGAGGCGGCACGGCCAGGGAGAGACUCUCAAGGCCAAGUACAAAGGGAAGAGUUACCGGGCCACUGUGGGGAUUUCCCGUACGGCUGACCAGGUGGCUGAGUUCUGUAGGAAGACAUGUGUAAGGCUGGAAUGCUGCCCCAACCUGAUCACACCUCACAUGGUGCGGGAACACUGCUCAGAGAACUGUUCCCUGCUCACCAAGACUAAAUACACUCAUUACUACGGUAAGAAGAAGACCAAGCGCAUUGGCCGUCCCCCUGGCGGUCACACUAACCUGGAUAUCAGCACCAAAGAGGGGAGCAGGAGGAAGAAGAGGAAGCCCCUGUCUGUCUGCAAAAAACACCUGUUUACCUCUGUGGACAGCACCCCUGCUUGCUCCCCACUGGGUAGUGGAGAGGAGGAGGACCUGGAUGAGGACUACUCUCUGAGUGAGUCGGGCUCAGAGCAGCAGGGUGACUCUGAGGUGUUAGAGAGGAAGUCCCAGCCCGCCUCUCCCCGUCCCACCCCUACAGAACCUCGCCCUCGGGAAGGACCCCGCCGCCAGCGCAGGAAAAMCCCCCAAUUAACCUCCUACUCAGAUGAUGAGAACCAGCCCCCCUCACCUACGAGUGGGCGGGUGGAGGUGCAGGAGAAGCUGCAUCUGGACAGCAGUCCACUGGGCUGGAGCAUCACUGAUGUGACCCGAUUCAUCAGAACUACUGACUGUGCCCCGCUGGCACGCAUAUUCAGGGACCAAGAGAUAGAUGGCCAGGCCCUGCUGUUGCUGAGCCUGCCCACAGUACAGGAGUGUAUGGGGCUGAAGCUGGGCCCUGCCAUCAAACUGUGUCACCUUAUAGAGAGGGUCAAACUGGCCUUUUACCAGCACUUUGCCAGCUGAUGAGUGUGUGUGUCUAUGCAUGCAUUAUGUACACUGUUGUUUUCAAUGAUGCGUAUAAACCCUGGAUGACUGAUAGGGGGCGUUGUAUUGAAGCCACCCCACAGCGAUCUCUGUACAUCUCCAUUGUAAAAAAGAUGUUGAAAGCUAUAGAAUCGUAGAAUGUGGCCAAUACAUAGCAUCAGCAAUCCAGGGCUUAUAUACAUCAUUGGUUGUUAUGUAUAUUAUAUGCUGCUCCAGGAUGAACACAGUUUAUAGCCUAAACUGUUCACCCCUGGAAUAUGUGACUGAAUUCUGUAUCUUUCAGGGAUUUCAUGUUUGUUUACCAUUUGUUUGUACACAGUGGAGGGGAAUUGAAAAGCACAAGAUAAUUGUACAAAGUCAUGAUGGAAUUAUUUUCCAUCCAUUCAUCACUUAAGACUUUGGUUGAAAUGAAAACCCAAGGUAAAGCAUAUAAACAAAAUAGAUCUGGAUACCUGUUUAGGUACUAGUUUACCUCUUAUUAAUGCAAAGCCCCCUCAUUGUGAAACACUAGACAUGUUGAAUCUGUAUAAUGUGAAUAACCGCACCUUAUGUGGGGAGACAUAUUUGCACUACCAUCACCAGGUUUUUACAUCGGUCUACAAGGUUAGGGUAAUCGAUUUCACUGACUUCACAGACUUUUGGGGAUGGUUUCCCACACAGAUUAAGCCUGGUCCUAGACUAAAAAGCAUCUUCAGUGGAGAUUCUCCAUUGAAAAUGGUUCUUAGUCCAGGAAUAGUCUUAAUCUCUGUCUGUGAAAUGCAAUGAAUCUUAAAUGCAUCCUAUUAGAUUCUCAACGGGUUAGGCUGUUCUUGAUCUUUUUGUCUUUAUGAUGACUAUGAUCACUUUAGUUGUGUGUACUAUAGUAAGUCAGUCACUAGUUGUGUGUACUAUAGUAAGUCAGUCACUAGUUGUGUGUACUAUAGUAAGUCAGUCACUAGUUAUGGGUGUUCAUGGGGUGGUCGACAGGGUUAUAAGAUGGUCCUGACAAUUAUGGACGUCUCCGAUCAAAAAGUAUUUUAUUAUUGAGGACCUGUUUGGCCUCAUUUUACCUCUUGUAUAUUGCAGCUUGAUCAAAGUAUAAACUGAACCAUUUUUUAAGUAUUUGUAAAGAUUGAAUGUCAACUAUGGUAAAAGCGUUUUGCUGAUUGCUUUGAGUAAAACAUUUAUUGAUUUAUAUAUAAAAAAUUACAGUAAGUGACUUAAAAGAAUUAUGUAGGACAAUACUCAUGCUAUCUCUAAAGAAUGAACUGUACUCAAGGCAGAACUGUGCCAUGUUUGAGACAUUCCCUGUUAUUUAUGCUCAUUAUCACCUUCCAUAUCAGCUUGUCGUUUCAUUCAGGGCUUUCAUUGAAAGUCUUCAUGUUUCUAUUCCCGUUCACUUUAUCGAUUACUUGAUUUUACAUUCCUGUUGCUCACGUUGAAAAUAAGUUCUGGUAGAUAAGUCAACUAAAGGGGUUUCUCAUGAAACAAUCUAAAAUGUAAAUGGUUUGUGGAUGUUUCCAAUGUGAAUAUGUUAACAGAAUGAUUUUUAUUGCUUUUAAAAGUAAUAAACUGCAAUUCUAUCAUCUUA
This is a messenger RNA of Salvelinus sp. IW2-2015, 4373 nucleotides long. RefSeq names its product scm-like with four MBT domains protein 1. Gene Ontology annotation, biological process: negative regulation of DNA-templated transcription. Gene Ontology annotation, cellular component: nucleus. Gene Ontology annotation, molecular function: chromatin binding; histone binding; transcription corepressor activity. The record is from RefSeq and is a predicted model, not a curated record. NCBI's taxonomy places the organism in Eukaryota, Metazoa, Chordata, Actinopteri, Salmoniformes, Salmonidae.